CAGGUGGCGGUAACGGCACUUGGACGCUCAGAAUAUCACCAACGAAGAAGAAUCCCGGUAGUCGUCCUACAGCGUCUGGAGAAAUUUUAAACACAUGGAAGGCGACGUCACCAACGUGAACAGGAAGUGCUCGGCCGUAACAGGAAGCGCGCGCAAACUGAAGGACAACGCCGCCGACUGGCACAACUUGAUGCUGCGCUGGGAGAAGCUCAACGACGAAGGCUUCGUCGUCGCGGGAAACAUCGUCAACGCCAGGAGAAGCAGUGGUGAGGCAGAAGGAUCUUCCCGGGAUCUCGUGGUCGGAAAUUCGGGACUUCAGGAAGAAUGUGAAAAACUGGAGGAUGUCGUGGACAAAAUGGCGGCCAUUGUGGCGAAGAUGGAGCGUCUGAUGGCGUCCCAGCGAGGCCUGGUGGAUUUGGAGGAAUUUCAGUUUGGGCCCCAAGGCAGGAAGGUUCCGCUCUUCCACAGCUGGAACGCCAAAGACUUUGCAUCGUCCUGCGCCAUCCUGCUGCAGUCGUUCACGUCGGAGCUGCGUCUCAAGCGCGUCCUCCUCCGGGAAGUGGCUCACAGCGUGAACUCUGACCUCAGCCUGGUGUACCUGUCGUGCUGGCUCCACCAGCCGCUGGUACCGGCCCGCGCCCGCCUGGCGCUGGAGGCGGUCCUGCUGGAGACGGGCCAGCGACACCUUCCUGUUUGACAAUGGCUUUUAUUGUGAAAACAAGAAACAGGACGGACGGACGGACGGCCGCCAGGCGUACACGAACGUUAUCGAAAAAGUAAUAAAAAUAGUGCAGCUUUG
Molecule: messenger RNA, 799 nt
Organism: Phyllopteryx taeniolatus (common seadragon)
Lineage: Eukaryota; Metazoa; Chordata; Actinopteri; Syngnathiformes; Syngnathidae
Gene: cinp
Product: cyclin dependent kinase 2 interacting protein
Exons: 5
Coding region: 95-697 (200 amino acids)
Source: RefSeq, a predicted model, not a curated record